AUCCCCUGGCACAAGGACAAUCUUCCCAAGCAGCUAUUUAUCAACAACGAGUAUGUCGAUUCGAAGAACGGUAAGGAACUGGAAGUGUUCAACCCAAAGGACGAGUCCCCUGUUCCUAGCGAUGUCGCGUUAGGUGGGCAAGAGGACGUGGAAAUCGCGGUGGCAGCUGCAGAGGCUGCCUUCCCCAAGUGGAAGAAGGCACACCCAAACGUGAGGCGAGACAUCGUGCUCAAGUUUGCCAACUUGAUCGAACAGAACGGCAAGGCCCUAGCAGAUCUGACACGGAUCACACUUGAAGCCCCCUGGGGCUCGAUGGGCUCGAUGGAGAUGAACCUUGCCUGUGAGAGCUUCAAAUACUUUGCAGGCUGGACCGACAAGUUCUCCGGCGAAACGUAUCCCCAGGAAGAUGGUUUCCUGAAGAUUGUUCGCAAUGAGCCACUCGGCGUAUGCUGCGGAAUAAUCCCCUGGAAUGGCCCUAUGGCCAAUACCGGCAUGAAGGCAGGUCCUGCACUCGCUACUGGAAACUGCUUCAUCCUGAAGCCGUCGGAGAAGACGCCCUUCGCUGCGUUAGCCCUGGGCACCCUUAUUCGAAAGGCCGGUUUCCCUCCCGGCGUAUUCGAAGUCGUGUCGGGCGACGGAAGCACAGGAGCCAUGUUUGCGCGGCACAUGAGGGUUCGCAAGGUUAGCUUUACCGGGUCCACGACUACUGGGCGUAAGAUCCAAGAGAUGGCGGCAAAGAGCAACCUCAAGCGGGUGACACUCGAACUUGGCGGCAAGUCCCCUGCGGUUGUGUUCAAGGAUUGCAACCUUGAGAACGCCAUCGGUUGGUGCGCCAACGCAAUUACGGUGAAUACGGGCCAAGUCUGCUUUGCUGCGAGUCAAGUCUAUGUCGAGGCGCCCAUCUACGACGAGUUUGUCGCAGGGUAUAAGAAGGUGAUAGAGGAGAAGACCAAGGACGUGGGCGACCCAGAUGCUGAAGGGACCUUGAUCGGCCCGCUGGUUGACAAGGCCCAGUUUGACAGAGUGUGGGGCUACAUAGAGCGCGGCCAGCAAGGGCAAGGCACGUUGCUCGUUGGCGGAGGGCGUAUUGGCGACAAGGGGUACUACAUCGAGCCGACCGUGUUCGAAGGCGUGUUGCAAGACGCCGAGAUCUGUCGACAAGAGAUUUUCGGGCCCGUGUCGGUGGUUAACAGAUUCGAUAGCGAGGAGGAGAUGGUCGAAAAGGCCAACGACACCAACUUCGGGCUGAUGGCCGGCAUCUUCAUCCAAGACAUCAAUCGAUGCUUGAGAGUCGCGGCCGAGCUGGACAGCGGCAUGGUGGGCAUCAACUGCAUCAGCCUCUGUUUCCUGACAGCGCCUUUCGGCGGCAGCAAGGAGAGCGGUCAGGGUCGGGAGAACGCCAUCAACGCGUUGCGAAUGUUCACGGAGCCGAAGACUGGCAUGGUGAACCUCACGUACUGA
Messenger RNA from Colletotrichum graminicola M1.001, 1461 nucleotides. RefSeq names its product aldehyde dehydrogenase. The record is from RefSeq and is a predicted model, not a curated record. The transcript is spliced from 5 exons. The annotation marks the transcript as partial. Lineage: Eukaryota; Fungi; Ascomycota; Sordariomycetes; Glomerellales; Glomerellaceae. Gene Ontology annotation, molecular function: aldehyde dehydrogenase (NAD+) activity.